AGCUAACAGCGACAUGGGGCUGCUGUUUUUAUUCACUAUUUUAGGAGUGACGUCAGUCCAGUUGGUGACAGCUGACUGUCCGGCGGUGUGCGAAUGCCCGGCAGUGCCCCCAUCCUGUCCGCCUGGAAUAAGUUCAGUCCCUGACGGCUGCGGCUGCUGCAAGGUGUGCGCUGCGCAGUUGAACCAAGACUGCCACGAGGAACGCCCGUGUGACCACCAUAAAGGACUGGAGUGCAACUACGGCAACGAUGUGAGCCGAGCCCAUGGCAUCUGCAGGGCAAAGGCAGAGGGUCGCUCCUGCGAGUACAACGGCCGAAUUUAUCAGAACGGUGAGAACUUCCAAGCUGGCUGCAAGCACCAGUGUACCUGCAUCAAUGGAGCUGUUGGAUGUGUGCCUCUUUGUCCCAGCCACGUGCCCUUAGCUUCCCCUUCCUGUCCGACCCCGCAACUCGUCAAAGUGCCAGGCCAGUGCUGUCUCAGUGUUGACUGCCAUAAGGGAACCCCUGCUGUACCCCCAGCUCAUCAUUGGCCACCUUACCCCUUCAUGCCUUACCCGGCCUAUCCCUACUCCAAGCCUUAUCCAAAACCUUACCGUAAGUUGUACCCUUACAAACCCAAAAAGGACAAGGGUACCUUGGGCAACGAACUUUUGGAAUUUGAGCACCAAUGGGACAAGCCACAUGGAAACAAACACCUGACGGCCUGGGAUAAGUUAGGAGUCCACUGCGUAGUUCAAACCACUUCCUGGUCCGAGUGUUCCCGAAGCUGUGGAAUGGGCAUUUCCUCUCGGGUCACCAACAACAACGCCCGGUGUAAGAUGAUGAAGGAGACUCGGCUGUGCAACAUUCGGCCAUGCAGCUCCAUGUCUAUCCCCGUUAAGAAAGGAAGGAAGUGCUCUCGUACCCACAAGGCCCCAGAGCCGCACCGUUUGUCCUAUUCUGGCUGCAGGAGCACCCGCCUGUACAGGCCCAACUACUGCGGAGUCUGCCAGGACGGCCGUUGCUGCUCCCCCCGUCGUGCACGCACAGCCACAGUGACCUUUGUCUGCCCCCAUGGAGAUCACUUCAGCAGGUCUGUGAUGUUCAUCCAGUCCUGCAAGUGCAGCGACGAGUGCAACCACCUCAACGAGGCGGCCAUGCCGCCCCAGCAGUGGCUCUAUGGAGAUACGCACAAGUUCAACGACUAGCCCCAUUACCCGCACCUUACCUACAUUCCUCCAUGAAAAGUACAAAAUAUCCCCUCGGUAGCAGUGCCAAUUUUAGAGUAGCCGGCUUGUGUGCCGUCAAGCAGAAGGGAGCAGACGUCACAUCUCAGAACAGCUUUUCAAGAAGAAUAUUUGGGAAAAUAAUCGGAAAAGGCAGCUAAAAUCACAAGAGCAACCAUCUAGUAAGAGCUUCCCCUGCUUUAGAGUAGAUCGUUGUGUUUUGGUCUGACCGGACUUCAAAUUGUGACCAAAUCUUUCUGUAAGAUUUGGACGCAGUCAUUCAUCGGUUUUUUGCCAUGCUCCAAAAUAUUCCAUGAACUCUGGGACUUCUGGGAAACGAUGGAGAGACAAAAACUCACCCACGGAGGACGGUGUCUUGUAUUCUUCUUCUGUGAACGUAACACUUGCUGAGGGAUAGAUGCUACUAGCUGAUAGAAAACUGGUUUUGUAACAAACCAGCUGGAAGCGUAGAUGAGAAUUGAGAACGGAAAACCGGCAACGAGGAUUCUUGUAGAGGACUUGACAAGAACGGGAUGCUGUUGGGCAAAGUUGACUUUUUAUAUUUAUUUGCUGAUAUUUAUUGUUCAGACACCGUGCCUUGCUACAGGAUACGUUGGUUUUGCUGCAGCAUGUUUGGAUUUGAACAAGGAUCUGAGAGGGUCGAAUCGCAGCGGAAAACUGGAGGAGACAUUUCCCUCUGAUCUGGAACACGUCUAACGUUAGACGUG
This is a messenger RNA of Nematolebias whitei (Rio pearlfish), 1932 nucleotides long. RefSeq names its product CCN family member 1. The transcript is spliced from 5 exons. Gene Ontology annotation, molecular function: protein binding. Gene Ontology annotation, biological process: signal transduction. The coding region runs from base 14 to 1186 and encodes 390 amino acids. The record is from RefSeq and is a predicted model, not a curated record. NCBI's taxonomy places the organism in Eukaryota, Metazoa, Chordata, Actinopteri, Cyprinodontiformes, Rivulidae. Gene Ontology annotation, cellular component: extracellular region.